AGAGGGAGGUGGUCUUCGGGUGACAUCAGGAGCUCCACACCCAUUUUGGAUUAUAAAUGCAGCAUGGAUUCCGUAAGCGAGCCUUUUCCAAACUCAAGACCCUAAGUGUUAGGCGGUCACUGCUGCAAUAAUCAUGGCACCAGCGGGAGAAAAGAAGAACAUUUUGGAGCGCCUGGAUGCAGGAGAGGUCGUUAUUGGGGACGGAGGCUUUGUCUUCGCCCUCGAGAAGAGGGGUUAUGUAAAAGCCGGACCGUGGACACCUGAAGCUGCUGCCGAGCACCCCGAAUCGGUGCGGCAGCUGCACAGGGAGUUUCUGAGAGCUGGUUCCAAUGUCAUGCAGACGUUCACUUUCUACGCAAGCGAUGACAAACUGGAGAACAGGGGCCAAUCUCUGAGCUUCACCGGACGCCAAAUAAACGAAGCAGCUUGUGACCUGGCCAGGGAGGUGGCCAAUGAGGGUGAUGCUCUGGUGGCAGGUGGAGUCUCUCAGACCCCGGCAUACCUCAGCGGCAAGACCGAGGAGGAGGUCAAGGCCAUCUUCAUGAAACAGAUCGAUGUCUUUGUCCAGAAAAAUGUCGACUUCUUGAUUGCAGAGUACUUUGAGCACGUGGAAGAGGCUGAGUGGGCAGUCCAGGUUUUGAAGUCUUCCGGUAAGCCAGUGGCUGCGACUCUGUGUAUUGGACCUGAAGGGGACCUGAACGGCGUCAGCCCUGGAGACUGUGCAGUCAGACUUGUUAAAGCUGGUGCUGAUAUUGUUGGCAUUAACUGCCACUUUGACCCAGAGACCUGUGUGAAGACUGUGAAACUGAUGAAGGAGGGUGUGGAGAAGGCUGGGCUGAAGGCUCACUACAUGUCCCAGCCGCUGGCCUUUCAUACUCCGGACUGCGGCCGCCAGGGAUUCAUCGACCUGCCGGAAUUCCCGUUUGGUCUGGAGCCAAGGAUCCUGACCAGAAUGGACAUGCAUAAAUAUGCCCGGGAAGCGUAUAAUGCUGGGAUUCGCUACAUUGGAGGCUGCUGUGGAUUUGAACCGUAUCACAUCCGUGCCUUGGCUGAGGAGCUGGAAGCUGAGCGAGGUUGUCCUCCUCCUGGAUCUGAGAAGCAUGGCAGCUGGGGUAGUGCCCUGUCAUUGCACACCAAGCCUUGGGUUAGAGCUAGGGCCCGCCGUGACUACUGGGAGAAGCUGAAGCCCGCCUCUGGCCGCCCCUUCUGCCCCUCCAUGUCCACACCUGAUAGCUGGGGAGUCACCAAAGGCCACGCUGACCUGAUGCAGCAAAAGGAGGCUACCUCCAAGGAGCAGCUGGAGGCUCUGUUUGAUAAGGCCGGCCAAGGCCACUGAGCUCCUGUCUGAGGCCUUUGACGAGGAGAAGCAAAGGGGUGGCGUGAGAAGGCAUACUCACACAUUCCCCAAAGUUUAUGUACCAAAAAAGAUCGAAAUGCUGAAGUUCUUUCUUUUUUAGGACCAUUUUUACUCUGUGAAAGACUGGCAUCACAUGCUUAACCUUUGAAAUUGGCUUUCCAGACUGAACCAUCACAGAGUGUUAUUAUGACCAUCGCAACUGUUUAAAGAAAAAGUGAAAUUACUGUAACUACAAAUGUGCAGUUGUUUGUGAAUGCACCCAAGUAAUGUCUCAAUGAUGUGGGCAGCAAUAAAUGACAAAUGGCAACAAAGAAA
Molecule: messenger RNA, 1672 nt
Organism: Oreochromis niloticus (Nile tilapia)
Lineage: Eukaryota; Metazoa; Chordata; Actinopteri; Cichliformes; Cichlidae
Gene: bhmt
Product: betaine-homocysteine methyltransferase
Exons: 8
Coding region: 134-1336 (400 amino acids)
Biological process (GO): L-methionine salvage
Cellular component (GO): cytosol
Molecular function (GO): betaine-homocysteine S-methyltransferase activity; zinc ion binding
Source: RefSeq, a predicted model, not a curated record